GCGGGAACGUCAGCACGUCGACGCGGGGGUUUUCUCCGGAGUCCCGCUAACGCCGCUCCGGUGUUCCUGAGCCUGCGUUCGGGAGGUCCUGGGGCGGCGGGCCGGCGCGGUUAGGGGCGGGACCCGGGGUCGGUCCGGUCGCAGCCCUCCCGGCCUGUCCUCCCGGCAGGUCUGCCCUAGGGGAGCCUGAGGACGUGGGGCCCCCCGAAGCGGGCCGCGGAGCCCGGGGCCCUUCCCCGCCCGCGGCUCGGAUGGGAGGUGGCGGGAGAGACCUGGGAUGUUCAGUCUGAUGGCCAACUGCUGCAACUUGUUCAAGCGGUGGCGAGAGCCUGUCAGAAAAGUGACCCUUGUGAUGGUGGGCCUUGAUAACGCUGGUAAAACAGCCACAGCAAAGGGAAUCCAAGGAGAGCAUCCUGAAGACGUAGCUCCCACUGUUGGAUUCUCUAAAAUUGACCUUAGACAAGGAAAGUUUGAAGUCACCAUCUUUGACUUGGGAGGUGGAAAAAGAAUUCGGGGAAUUUGGAAGAAUUAUUAUGCUGAGUCCUAUGGGGUAAUAUUUGUUGUGGAUUCCAGUGAUGAAGAGAGAAUGGAAGAAACAAAAGAGACAAUGUCAGAAGUGCUAAGACAUCCUAGGAUAUCAGGAAAACCUAUACUGGUAUUGGCAAAUAAACAAGACAAGGAGGGGGCUUUGGGAGAAGCCGAUGUGAUUGAAUGUCUGUCCCUGGAGAAGCUGGUCAAUGAGCACAAGUGCCUGUGCCAGAUAGAACCUUGUUCAGCAGUCUUGGGAUAUGGAAAGAAAAUUGACAAGUCCAUUAAAAAGGGGCUUUAUUGGCUACUGCAUAUCAUUGCAAAAGACUUUGAUGCCUUAAGCGAACGCAUCCAAAAAGACACAACUGAACAGCGAGCUCUUGAGGAACAAGAGAAGCGAGAGAGGGCUGAGCGAGUUCGAAAAUUACGAGAAGAAAGAGAACGAGAGCAAACUGAACUGGAUGGGACCAGUGGUGUGGCUGAGAUGGACCCAGGACCAGUUCUUGCUAAUCCUUUCCAGCCCAUAGCAGCAGUAGUCAUGGAGAAUGAAAAAAAGCAAGAAAAGGAGAAAAAGAAGCAGACUGCGGAGAAAGAGAGUGAGGGUUGCCUCCCAGAACAGAAAGCGGAGCAGGGCCAAGUAGAGUCACAGAGCCAGCCUAGUGGCUGCCACAAAAACGGUGACAGUGGAGUGGUAGAGAGUUCCAAGGAGGCCCCGUCACAGCAACUGGACAAUGAAGAUGAGCUAGAGCAGCGGUCCUCAGAAUCAGAUAACAGUAAAAAGAAAACUAAGAAGCUAAGAAUGAAAAGGAGUCAUCGGGUAGAGCCAGUCAAUACGGAUGAGUCUGCUCCCAAGAGUCCCACACCUCCCCCGCCUCCUCCUCCAGUUGGCUGGGGAACCCCCAAAGUCACUAGACUUCCAAAACUUGAGCCUCUUGGUGAAACACGUCAUAAUGAUUUCUAUGGGAAGCCAUUGCCUCCCCUGGCAGUGCGACAGAGACCUAACGGCGAUGCUCCAGACAUGAUCUCAUAACCAAGUCAGAUGGGUUGGUCCUUUUAAUAUCAGCAAAGUGAACUGAGACCUGUCCCAAAAGUAGAAAAGUCCUGGACACAUUUACUUCUCCAUGUUCUGUGGCUAAAGCAGAAAGGAAACAAAAGGACCAGUAGCUGACAAGAGCAUUUGGUCACGGUAGCAAGAUGAUUCUUUGGUUUACACGUGCCUACUUUGGACAUUCUCCCUAAGGAAAACCUCCUCAGAAAUGGAGCCAAUGGACUCUACAUACCUGAUUAUUUAAUAGUCUGUAUUUCUAUGCAUUAAACAUGUUUUAUAAGGUACAUGUACAUGAAAAGGGAAUCCUGGAAAUUUAUAACCUAAAUUUUAACUAUUUUUAUAUUUUUUUCUAAAGCUUUUGAUUGAGUUUGCUAUUAUAUUGAUUGUGCACUUUUCUACAGAUGCUUGCUUUAAACUGUCUGGAUAGAAAGUUGAUUUACAUGAAGUGUACAAGCAGGAUGUGUUUAAAUGGCUUGAGGUAUGUUUUGUGAUAAACAUAAACAUUGUGCUUUAAAAUGUACACCCUAUUUUGACAUAAUUUUAAAAUAGCAGCUAUUUUAAUAAGCAAGUUUUCAGAUCUUUAGUUGUACCCAGUUACAUGAUUUCCAAGUAUUAACGGAGGGGAGAAUUCAGUUCUGUUGUCGCUGUUUGUUUUCUUUGGUGAUGAUCCCAAUAAAUGUCAAGAAACAUGAAA
Mesocricetus auratus (golden hamster) is the source of this 2270-nucleotide messenger RNA. It is a transcript of the gene Arl13b, whose product is annotated as ADP ribosylation factor like GTPase 13B. The record is from RefSeq and is a predicted model, not a curated record. Gene Ontology annotation, molecular function: GTPase activity; GTP binding. Gene Ontology annotation, biological process: non-motile cilium assembly; receptor localization to non-motile cilium. Lineage: Eukaryota; Metazoa; Chordata; Mammalia; Rodentia; Cricetidae. Gene Ontology annotation, cellular component: non-motile cilium; ciliary membrane; motile cilium. The transcript is spliced from 10 exons. The coding region runs from base 278 to 1558 and encodes 426 amino acids.